Messenger RNA from Mytilinidion resinicola, 1387 nucleotides. RefSeq lists its product as uncharacterized. Bases 194 to 925 code for a protein of 243 amino acids. NCBI's taxonomy places the organism in Eukaryota, Fungi, Ascomycota, Dothideomycetes, Mytilinidiales, Mytilinidiaceae. The record is from RefSeq and is a predicted model, not a curated record. The transcript has a single exon.
CCAUAAAUCCAGCACCAGUCCCCGACCCAGUUGACCUCUGAUACAACCAUCAGAGACUCAACCCAUUUACAGAGCCAGUCCUUUGCGUGCAGCAAAGCGACCCUUCACCAUUCCGUCCAUCACACACACCCGCUAUCCCACCACGGCUCCCCGGCUCCGCUCCAUUCUCAAGAACUCAAACACCACCACCAAGAUGCCGUCCUUCUCUCGCUCCUCCACUAUGCCUACCGCCAUCCACCCCAGCGACUCCAAGAAGGAGGCCCGCGUGGGCUUCCCGUCCGAACCCGUGACCAGCGUCCUCCGCCCUGUCAACAGCGCCGAGUCCUGGGCCGCCUACAACUUCGAGAGCCAUGCCCGCAAGUGUGCCUACUGCCACAACCCGUACGAGGUCCACCGCUCUCACGAGCAGCUGUGCGACGUCGGCCACCGCUUGGCACAGGAUGUUGCCCACUUCCUCUACAUCAACGCCGAGGGCGAGAGCUUCGCUACUGAGAAGGAAGACCACAAGGUCGUGCGUGUCGAGAUCCCGGUCGGCUACGACGAAGUGAGGGGUCUGUUGAAGGCUAUUGAGCGCUCCCUCCGCCACCGAUCGCGGCGCCCAUUCGUGUCUAUGGAUAGGACCUACUACGUUUCUGCCCGCGUACCCCUGCCAGACCGGUCACGCUCUGUCAAGAUCGCUCAAGCCUCCAAGCCCGUCAAGGUCCACCGACCGCGCUCCGGCGAGAUCGUCGACUGGCCCACGCAAGCAGCUACAGCGCAGCAGAAGGCCAAGGUCACCACCGAAGUCUCCCACUCUAAGCGUGGCUCCCUCUAUGCCUCCGAUGUGGAGCAGCAACGCCGCGACUCAGUACGCUACAACGUCGAAGUGCGGGAGCCGUCGAAGUGGGACAUCCGCGAGCACCGUCUCUCAGGCUACUACAGCUGAACGGCCUGACUUUCGCUAUAUGUGCUUUCUUCAUUGCAUUAUUGUAGCGCUACACGAACACCCUGAACGACAUCCAUCCAGAACACACACCACACCACCUCACCGCGCCCCGGGCCCCUUCCCGGGCCGUACAAAAUCCUCUCGCAUCUUGCUUGCACUCCUGCAUCUAGCUAUUCGCGCGUCUGAGAACGCCGGUACGACUGUGCUUUCUGGAAAAGCAUUGCCUUUUGGAUGGAUAAGAGUUUUGGGUUUGCGCCUAGAAAUAGGCGGGCCUGACGGGGAAUGGGAGGGAAGGGAGAGAUACUCCGCCAUGACGGCGUUGAGGUCACCCGCAGGAGCUGGGAGGAAUAGGAUAGCCCAUAGCGGGCUAGGAUAUCAGGAUCUAGACUUGGAGGCUUCGUCCGCAGUCUACUGCAGCUUUUUGCUAUAUUUGAAAUUUAAAGAAUUGUUUGAACCGCAUUA